Molecule: messenger RNA, 590 nt
Organism: Eublepharis macularius
Lineage: Eukaryota; Metazoa; Chordata; Lepidosauria; Squamata; Eublepharidae
Product: cytochrome c oxidase subunit 6A, mitochondrial
Exons: 3
Coding region: 69-413 (114 amino acids)
Biological process (GO): mitochondrial electron transport, cytochrome c to oxygen
Cellular component (GO): mitochondrial inner membrane
Molecular function (GO): enzyme regulator activity
Source: RefSeq, a predicted model, not a curated record
CCCGGCCCCUAUUUCCUGUUCCGGGUGGACAGGGGCGACGGGUAUCUUUCUCUGUUAACGACCGCAGUAUGGCUCUGGUGGGGGCGCUCGGCAAAGCCUCUCGGCGGCUUGUAGCCGAGGCUCCCCGAACAGGUCUGAGGCGGCUGCUCUCGGCUGCAGCAGGGGGCCAUGAGGCGGCGGGGGGCGCCCGUACAUGGAAGAUCCUGACCUUUGUGGUUGCUCUUCCUGGAGUUGCUGUCUGCAUGCUGAACUGCUACCUGAAGGGUCAACAUGAACAUGAGAGGCCAGAGUUCAUUCCCUAUCCACACCUCCGCCUCCGGACCAAGCCCUUUCCUUGGGGUGAUGGGAACCAUAGCCUCUUCCAUAAUCCUCAUACAAACCCUCUCCCAACUGGCUAUGAAGAUGACCAUUAAAUGUGUGGAUCACAGCAGCACCAUGGGACCAUUAAGAUAGCUGGACCAGAACUUGGGCUGGGAUUCACAAUCAAAACGUUCUGCAUUCCUUGUACUGUCAGAUUAUGCAUUGCAUUCUGAUCUCUAGCAGUUUGCUUUUCGUGGAGGUCAUCUAAAUAAAACUAUUCCAUACAAGUA